Molecule: messenger RNA, 4409 nt
Organism: Panthera uncia (snow leopard)
Lineage: Eukaryota; Metazoa; Chordata; Mammalia; Carnivora; Felidae
Gene: SLC14A1
Product: solute carrier family 14 member 1 (Kidd blood group)
Exons: 10
Coding region: 995-2152 (385 amino acids)
Biological process (GO): urea transmembrane transport
Cellular component (GO): membrane
Molecular function (GO): urea transmembrane transporter activity
Source: RefSeq, a predicted model, not a curated record
GAAGGUAGGGCUGGCAGCAGCUGCUGCCGCAGGUGGACAAACAGGUGAGGAGGUGGCAGGAUAGAAAAGGCGCUCCCUGGAGACCUGCAUGCAGAAAGCCGAAGCAGGGAGACAUUUGAAGCAAGAGAUAAAGAAGAUGGAGAAAAAGCAGAACACAAAGAAAUAUGGGAGAGCAGGUGCUGGGCGGCCAGGUGGUCCCACAACAGGAAGCCGGCAAACAACAGGCACGUUUGGGUGGAGGUCUGAGGCUCCUCCCCUCGGGAGGUGGGGCCAGAAUGGGACAGAGACAGAGGUAGUUCCCACUCCUUUCCCCAGCACUUGCUUCUCCAGGAGUCAGUCUGAGUCAGGAGGAUCCACCGCUGGAGAGCAAGUGUCACCUGUAGUGUGGCCUGAGCAGCUGCGGCGACGAGGGUCAUGUGGGUGGAGGUGAGCAAACUGGGCAGCAGAGAAUUUAAAAAUCCUGGUGGCCAGACCGGCUCCAACAGGAUGUUGGGGUGGGGGGACAGGCAGGAGUAGUUUUCAAAGCUCCCCAAAGGGUGCAGCCAAGGACAGACGCCCCUGCAGUGGAGGUAGAGAGGGACGCUCAGGGCCACCAGUGCUGGGCGGCAAGCCAGCGCCCUUGAGGAUAGUAAGUACAGGGAAGCUGCAGCGGGAAGAUUCUCUGAAGACUUAUUAGAUGGGAGGAACCCCAGGCAGCAUUGUUUUGUUAAAGGAAGGUGUCCCCAUCCCCAGGGUCAGAGUUGGUAAUUCUUAACCUCUGGAGCUGGACACAUUUCAGCUGUGCUCCUGGCCCCACAAAGGAUUACAUUCGGCCCGUCUGAUGCUGAAUGGAGAGAGACAUUGACCCGCAGCUAGUUUCCGGCAGCCCGGGUGCAGAGCUCCACAGAGAACACAGGACCCAAGACUGAGCUUUAAAGAACACCGAGCACCUCCUACCACUUCAGACCAAAAGCUACCUAAAAUCAGGAUUAUUGAGCCAGAGGAAGAGCUAUCCAUGGAGAAUAGCCCCACUAUGGCUAAAAUGGACCAGGGUGAAAAUCAGGUUUUACCAAGUCCAAGAAGAAGACGCCUCCCCAAGGCACUUGGCUACGUCACCGGUGAUAUGAAAGAAUUUGCCAGCUGGCUUAAAGACAAACCACAGGUGCUCCAGUUCGUAGAUUGGGUUCUUCGGGGCAUAUCCCAAGUGGUGUUCGUCAGCAACCCCAUCAGCGGAAUCCUGAUUCUGGUGGGGCUCCUCGUCCAGAAUCCCUGGUGGGCUCUCAAUGGCUGUGUGGGAACAGUGGUCUCUACCCUGACGGCCCUGUUACUUGCUCAGGACAGGUCAGCAAUUGCAGCCGGGCUGCAGGGCUACAACGGCACCCUGGUGGGAAUCCUCAUGGCUGUCUUUUCAGACAAGGGCAACUAUUUCUGGUGGCUGUUAUUCCCUGUGUCUGCUAUGUCCAUGACUUGUCCAGUUUUCUCAAGCGCACUGAACUCCUUGUUCUGCAAAUGGGACCUCCCCGUCUUCACCCUGCCCUUCAACAUGGCGUUGUCAAUGUACCUUUCGGCCACGGGACAUUACAAUCCGUUCUUCCCAGGCAAACUGUUCAAACCUAUAACCGAGGUUCCCAAUGUCACCUGGACUGACCUCAGUGCCCUGCAGCUGUUGAAAUCCCUGCCCGUGGGUGUCGGUCAGAUCUACGGCUGCGAUAACCCGUGGUCGGGGGGCAUUUUCCUGGGCGCCAUUCUGCUCUCCUCCCCGCUCAUGUGCCUGCACGCUGCCAUCGGGUCGCUGCUGGGGAUAGCGGCAGGACUCAGUCUUUCAGCGCCAUUUGAGAACAUCUACUUUGGACUCUGGGGUUUCAACAGCUCUCUGGCCUGCAUUGCAAUGGGGGGGAUGUUCAUGGCACUGACCUGGCAAACCCACCUGCUGGCUCUUGCCUGCGCCCUGUUCACUGCCUACCUUGGAGUCAGCCUGUCACACAUGAUGGCUGUGGCGGGAUUGCCAGCUUGUACCUGGCCUUUCUGUUUGGCCACACUACUGUUCCUCUUGCUGACCACGAAAAAUGCCAACAUGUACAGGAUGCCCCUCGGUAAAGUCACUUAUCCUGAAGAAAACCGCAUCUUCUACAUACAAGCCAAGAAAAAAAGGAUGGUUGAAAGCCCUUUGUGAGAGCAACCCCACCCACAGCCAUAGUCACAAGGGGUGGCUGACCGACUGCCCCAGGUGACCCCCAGGGUCUUGGCAAACUGCUGUUCUUUGCCCUUAACGACUUUCGCACUACUAACCCAUUGGCGAUCUGCUCUUAGGCUCAUUUUGUAGCUUCCUCUUAGACUCCAGGAGCAUCCCCAAACAUGUGAGAGACCAGAUGGUGUGCUCUGGUGGGGCGUUGGUGCUAAGACUAAUAUAUUCAUAAGGUCAAGUGCUCCAACAGAAUGAAGACGUGAGACCAGAGCUAAUGAUUGACAUUUAUUGAUAUUCUUGGUGUUUGGUUAGGCUACGUGAUGUUAACAGUAUUAAAAAUUAAGCUCUACAACUAAGCCUCAAGCGAAUGGAAUUCAUGGUCACAAAGUCAAAGUCAACCCAGAAUUCUCAGAUAAGCAGUGUGACUUGUUUGAAAUCAAUACAAGUUACGCAUGACAGUGGUAGUGCCCACAGCUCAUGCCCCAGCCCCUCAGCAGAACAGCCUGGAUCCUGCCCUGUGUGGGUGGGAUUCUCUUACGGGAGAUGGGCUGAUUCUUUCCAGGUGGACACAGCUGUGGGAGAGAGAAAGGGAUUUUAUCAGUCAAAAUUAUUCUGGAAUGUUAUUUUUCUUAGACGUGGCAAAGGAUUUUUUUUUUUUAGAUAAGGUUUAUUAUCUUUUUCUUAUGAGAAUGCAUUUGUGUUUUCAAUGAGGUAAAAUAAGAGAAGUUCCUGGCUUAACCAGUUCCUAGAUAUUAAAGAAAAGUUACAUUUUUAUGAAAUAUUCGGCAUAGCUGUUUUCACUGUAAUCCACAUGUUGAUUUUGUAAAUGCCAGGAAUGUGUAAAACCAAGUUAUCAGCAUCCAAGGGUCCUUUAACGCCACAAUUUGCAAUCCAUUUGGGAUGUUUGACAUGUUAUAAAGCCUGAAAGUUAAGUUCAGAUUGUUUCUGGAUGCUUGGAAGUUGUUGAAUUUCUUUAAAAAAAAAAAAUCAUUAAAAAAAAAAAGUCAUUAUUAUCUGCACACUCACAAUAUUCUCACUCAGAACCCAAAGGUAAAGGGUUCUCCUGUUUUUCUUUGUUUUAAUUUUAAAGUAAUCAGUCCUAUAAACAUCCUAUAACCAAACACAGUGAGGAUGCCAUAGAAAGUGCCACUCGCUACCUUCCGCUGAAUCUGUAUGGAUUCAGUGUUUUGGAGGAUUCGGAAAGAGAAACCGUGGAAUCCUAAAGGGUUUUUCCCCCCUUGGGGUUUGCAGUGCUCAGUGCAAAAUAUUUAGGUUGCUGCAGGAAUAAACAGAAGAAGGGAAGCCAACCUAAAAUAUUUCAGGGAGAAGUCCACUUCUUCCUUUUCUCAGGAAAACAAACAUUGUUCUGAUUUAACAACCCUGUGACCAAAGCCUUUUGAAACCCUGAAUUUGCAACUGUCAUAGAGUCAUGUGGAAAAACUAAAUCUUCACCGUGUGAACGGAAAUCUCCCUUGUUAGGGAAUUUGUGAAAUAAGACUUGGUGGGAGGGCAGGGGAGGAGGACUCAAAAACGAAAGCAGAACCAAAGAUAAACCAGGAGAGAAGAGUCCAGGCUGUGGUUGAGUGAACCAGAGCCUCUGACAUGCCUCCAGGCCCAUCUUCACAGGACAUGGAGUGUUCUCCGUAUACCUUCUGCUGGUGGACUCACACAGGCGUGUAAAUAGGAACAUUCUAAAGCCUUGUACAUUGCCGAAUUUAAAUGGUAUUAAUUUUUUCAAGCUGUUUUUGUUACUAAGUGUUACCCUGAAAUGAAGUAUUUUGUUAGUUUCCUCAGGGAUCACUUGGAUUCUUUUCCUAUUGUCUGUAUAACAAAUUUCUAGGUAAGAAUAUGAAUAAAAUUAUACUCACAGCUCAGUUUUGUACAGAUUUUGUUUAAAAGUCACCUAUGCCUUUUAUAGCUAUCGUGCGUGUAUAUUAACAAUCACAUGCAUAAUUGUGUCUUGCUUGUAUCUGCUUAUGUUUUGAUGUGCUGGUAUCCUGAUUCCUUUCUUCUACUUGGUAACAGCACCAGACGUGUCACUGAGCAAACCCUGUUCAAGUCAGAUAUAUGGGCCCAUCCCUGUGGGUCUCCUCUCAACUACACAUCGUUCUCCCCACUCAGGGUUGAGACUGGAUUACUGAGGAUAGCCAUGGACGUUCAGGACAUGCUCCUAAGACUUUAAGAUGAAUAUCCCGCCAGGCAGCUCCAGGCAUCCCGUCCGGGCCCUCGGUACCCCACCAGGACU